AUGAUAUUGACUAGAAUCGAUAAAAGACUGUCUAAAUUUUCGGCAAUGAUAGCUCAAGUCAAUAAGUUUCUGGUUUUCUCUCAUGUGGUUGUUGAAAAAUCCAAUAACAAGCAAAACCCAUGUCCCGUUUCCCUUAAAGUUCAAUGCUUUUGCAGUUCCAGAUGGCCCAAGAAUGCAAAAAUUUCACAUUCUGGGUCAGUUCAAUCUGCUCUUACUCUUUCUAGUUGUCGUGUUCAAUGUCCUGUUACUCUUUCUAGUUGUCGUGUCUCGCGUGCUGCGAGAACUGAGGCUCAGCGUGUGCUUUUUGAUUACUUGCAUUGCACUAGGAGCUUUGAUUUCAGUGAUGCAGAGCAUAUUAGUAAGAAUUCACCACAUUUUAUUGAAAAUUUACUCUCCAAGAUUGAUAAUAAUAAAAAUGUUGUGAGGUCCUUGAAUAAAUUUCUUAGGUACAAUCCAAUUAAUGAGUUUGAGCCAUUUUUUGAGAGUGUGGGUUUGAGGCCAUCUGAGGUUCCUUCAUUUCUUCCUCGACGUUUGAUAUAUCUUGGUGAUGAUGAUAUGUUGCUAGAGAACUUUCAUGUUUUGUGUAAUUAUGGAAUACCCCGAAGUAAGAUUGGUAGGAUGUACAAGGAGGCAACAGAGAUUUUUGGAUAUAAUCAUGGGAUGUUGAAAUUGAAACUUGAGGCUUAUGAAAAGUUGGGUCUGAGUAAAACCACUGUUGUUAAGCUCGUUAGUUGUUGCCCAUCUCUCCUUAUUGGUGGUAUUGAUAGUGAAUUUGUUAGAGUUCUUGAGAGAUUAAAUAGAGCAGGACUAAAGAAUGAUUUGAUAGGAGGGUACUUGUCCGCUAAAGACUCCUAUAAUUGGAAAAGACUGCUUGACACUAUAGAUUUUCUUGACAAAGUAAGUUAUAGUGAGGACCAGUUGCGUGAUCUGUUGAAAAUGAAUCCUGUGUUAGUGUUUGAAGGUUCUGGGAAGAAAGUUUAUUUGUUGUUUGGUCGGUUACUCAAAUUGGGUCUCAAGGUGAAUGAGGUUUAUUCAUUGUUUAUACAACACCCACAAAUCUUGACUAGUAAGAGUGUGAGGAAUCUUUUGCGGGCAGUUGAUAUCUUGUUAUACAUUGGAAUGGGAAUAGAAGACACUGCAAACAUCAUAUCUACCCAAAUGGAGCAUCUGUGUUCUACUCCUUUGAAAGGACCUAGAACUCUUCUUAAACAAUUCAAAGUUAAGAAAGAUAGUUUAUGCCAAAUCCUUAUGGAAGGUCCAUUGGAGUUGUUCCUUUUGGGUUCUAAAUUGAAAGUUGAAAGCAGCGAAAAAUUAGCCUCCCGAGGUGCGAGUAACAAAUUGGAGAAAGCAGCAUUCUUGUUGAGAUUGGGGUAUGUUGAAAACUCAGAUGAGAUGAUGAGAGCUCUAAAAAAGUUUCGAGGUAGAGGAGAUCAAUUACAAGAGAGGUUUGAUUGCCUGGUACAAGCUGGUUUGGACUACAACGCUGUCUCUAGCUUCGUUAAACAAGCUCCAAUGGUGCUAAACCAGACCAAAGACGUACUUGAAAAGAAGAUUGAUUGCCUGACAAACUUCUUAGGCUACUCAGUCGACUCACUGGUGGCAUUCCCAGCAUAUUUAUGCUACGACAUGGAGAGGAUUAAUCUUAGAUUUAGAAUGUAUAUUUGGCUGAGGGAAAAAGGUGCAGCAAAACCCAAACUGUCUUUGGGCACUAUCCUUGCAUGUUCAGAUGUACGAUUUGUAAAAUAUUUUGUAGAUAUCCAUCCUGAAGGACCAGCUAUGUGGGAAAGUUUAAGGAAUGCAUCAGCUUCAAGCUAA
Molecule: messenger RNA, 1815 nt
Organism: Dovyalis caffra
Lineage: Eukaryota; Viridiplantae; Streptophyta; Magnoliopsida; Malpighiales; Salicaceae
Source: the annotation of a GenBank genome assembly